Molecule: messenger RNA, 1770 nt
Organism: Gigantopelta aegis
Lineage: Eukaryota; Metazoa; Mollusca; Gastropoda; Neomphalida; Peltospiridae
Product: orexin receptor type 2-like
Exons: 2
Coding region: 460-1686 (408 amino acids)
Biological process (GO): G protein-coupled receptor signaling pathway
Cellular component (GO): membrane
Molecular function (GO): G protein-coupled receptor activity
Source: RefSeq, a predicted model, not a curated record
AGCUGAUCUGUAAACAGGAUCGAGCGACUUCCGGUUUGUCAAACGAGCCGGUUACCUUUGUUCAUGGGCUUCUCACAUCCGGCCUAUUAUUUCCCGUGAUUUGUUGUUUUCUUACAGUGUGGACGUCUGCGGUUAAGCUAGCGACUGCAAGCGAGGGGUUUAUCUUGUCGCAGUUUUGUAAGAGCGCAUACAUAUAGUUUGUCAAUUCUAGAAUAGUUUUUAGUGGACUGGAUCAUCAAACAAGUGAAGGUGUGUUUUGUUUCUUGAGAAUUAUUGACGAUGUCUUGCCAGAACGUAGAAAAAUAUUACUUAUAGAAGGAAGACAAUGGAUAUAAAGGCAAUGAUAGUACAGUUGGUUCAAUAAUACAUGUUAAAUAUCUAACUAAUGCAUUUUAGUUAACUAUUUUGUGGAAGAAUUCAAGACUUUCAAAUAGGUUUCUUCCCUCUGACGCAAAUACCAUGAACGAGUUAAUCAACAACAACAACGUAUCUGUUGAAAAUGACAUCAGCAGAGAAGGCGCCUUGAGAGAUGACAUUUUGUCCUUGAACCAAAAGAAAUCUUUUAUGUUUCUGCCUGUCAUAAUUUAUUUGGUUAUCCUCAUGCUGUGCGGAAUUGUGGGUAACGGACUAGUGUGUUACGUCUACAGGUGGCGCUUCAGACGGACUACGUCCAAUUUCUUUAUCCUAUUUCUGGCCAUUGUGGACUUGCUUAGCUGUUGCCUGGGAAUGCCAUUCGAGGUGUCUGACUUACUUCUGCCCUAUAUGUUCGACGCACCAGCAGCCUGCAAGAUUCUUCGCUUUGUGGAGACGUGGACCAUCAGUGCCUCGGGUUUGACUCUCGUAUGUGUCGCCUUUGACAGAUACUACAAACUCUGCAAACCUUUAAGACGCUUCACGAUUUUAAAAGCCAAGGUAUUUUGCAGCGUUGCAGUCUCCAUAGCUCUGUUGAUGGCACUUCCUGCGCUUGCGCUGUUCGGCAGAAGAAGUUUGACCACUGGUGUAGCAGACGUGAAUGGAACCGAGUGUUCUAUUGACGAUCACAUGGUUCACACACCUUUGGCGAUCAUUUAUUACGGCUCCCUCAUGUUGACUUUCAUCUUUACGUUCUCUUGCUUAUUGACGCUGUACAUAAUCAUAGGCGUGUGUUUGCACAGAAGAAAUAAAUUAACGAUCGGAGAACAAAUUACGUUAAAGACGGACUACCCAAGAACUCAUAGAUUUGUUCAAAACCAGACUCAGAAAACGUGUCACUCUGAGUCUAGCACUGAAGACAAUUCCAAAACAACGGAGAAUGCACCCAAACAGUUACAUGACAACAAGACUUCCCGUGAUUCGAAUAGAUUAACGAAAACACCAUCAUUGAUUCGCAAAGAAAAUGGCCAUCAGCACAAAAUGGGAACUGUGUCUUUAAAAACCACGCGUCUCACGGCAAUAUUUUUUACAGUUUCUGUGGCAUUUGUGAUCAGUUUUUUACCUUACCUUAUUGUCAACAUUAUGAAGGUCACAAAAGUGGCUUUUGAUCCAUUUCGAUCAGAUACUGUUGAGAUUGUAUACAACUUUUGUGUGAGAUCAUAUUUCAUCAAUAAUGUUAUUAAUCCGUUUAUUUACAGUAUUUUAAAUGUUAAUUUCAGAAAAGAGUGCAAAUACGUUUUUAAGAAACUUUUUAAAUCGUGUCAUAACAAAUAAUAUGACAAAAGCAUAACAUUUCAAGCAAUUUGUAUGCAACUACUUAUGUAUAUAUAUAUAUAUAUUAAAACUAUAUAUAUAUUA